Messenger RNA from Medicago truncatula (barrel medic), 3312 nucleotides. Its product is annotated as leishmanolysin. Gene Ontology annotation, cellular component: cytoplasm; membrane. The coding region runs from base 426 to 2999 and encodes 857 amino acids. NCBI's taxonomy places the organism in Eukaryota, Viridiplantae, Streptophyta, Magnoliopsida, Fabales, Fabaceae. The transcript has 17 exons. Gene Ontology annotation, biological process: cell adhesion; proteolysis. The record is from RefSeq and is a predicted model, not a curated record. Gene Ontology annotation, molecular function: metalloendopeptidase activity.
CACUCCAUACACAUCCAAUCUAUAGCUAUAUUUUAUUUUCCUCUCUUUCUUCUUCUUCUUCUUCUUCUUCCGUUCACUGUCACUGUUUCUCCCAUUUCACAGAUCACAAACACCAACAACUAUUUCUUCUUCUACUUCUAAAACUUCUCUUCUCUUCUCUCAAUCAUUCUACAUUACACCUUUCUCAUUCUCUCUCAAAUCAAAUUCUUCUUCGUUUUUCAUCUUGAAUCUCAUUUUCAUACCAUUGUUUAUUUAUUUAUUAAUCCGUUUCAAUUCAUAACCACAGAGGUAUUCUUCUUUUUCCGUUUCGUUUUCUUCUCAAUAUGUAUGAUAGACGGAGAUUUUCGUGCGUUCUAAACCUGAUCGGAAAUUCACCGGCGAUUUAAUGGAAUUGACUCCGUCGGUGUUUUACUUUUCAUCUUUUCAUGGAGCUAAUUAUUCGGAGAACUUCAUCUUUCAAUUCGAAGAUUAGAUUCAUUCUACUUGUUUUUCAGAUCAUAUUGAUAUUGGCAUUGGUGGAAGCCCACAAUGCACAUCCCCAUGAAGACCAACUUCAAUGGGGAGGUUUGGAAAGGAAUACAAACAACAUUGUCUCACACUCUUGCAUACAUGACCAGAUUCUUGAACAGAGAAAGCGACCUGGUCGCAAGAUUUAUUCGGUUACCCCACAGGUUUACGAGCCUGGUCGACUGAAGCCCCUUCAGAAUAAAGGUAGGACAAUUCUUGAAGUGUCAACAUCAUCAGAGUCUCAGAAUGAUGUGAAGGAACCUAUUAGGAUAUAUCUAAAUUAUGAUGCUGUUGGCCACUCCCCUGACAGAGAUUGUCGAAAAGUCGGUGCUGUUGUUAAACUUGGAGAGCCUCCCACAACUUCUCUUCCUGGUUCCCCUUUUUGCAAUCCUCACGGUAACCCUCCAAUUGUUGGCGAUUGUUGGUACAACUGCACUUCUGAAGAUAUCUCAGGUGAAGACAAAAAGCGCCGCCUUCGUAAGGCAUUAGGUCAGACUGCUGACUGGUUUAGGAGAGCAUUGGCUGUUGAGCCUGUCAAGGGGAACUUGCGGUUAAGUGGAUAUUCUGCAUGUGGACAAGAUGGAGGCGUGCAGCUUCCUCGUGGAUAUAUCGAGGAAGGUGUCCCUGAUGCCGACUUGGUUCUUUUGGUAACUACAAGACCUACAACUGGAAAUACACUUGCUUGGGCAGUGGCAUGUGAACGGGAUCAAUGGGGCCGUGCUAUAGCUGGACAUGUGAAUGUUGCUCCUCGCCAUUUGACUGCUGAGGCAGAGACUUUGCUUUCAGCUACUCUAAUACACGAGGUUAUGCAUGUUCUUGGUUUUGACCCACAUGCCUUUGCUCAUUUUAGAGAUGAAAGAAAAAGACGGCGUGAUCAGGUUACAGAACAAGUAAUGGAUGAAAAGCUUGGACGGAUGGUCAAUCGAGUGGUGCUUCCCCGUGUUGUCAUGCAUUCACGAUAUCAUUAUGCGGCAUACUCUGGAAAUUUUACUGGCUUAGAACUGGAAGACGGGGGAGGACGCGGCACAUCAGGGUCUCAUUGGGAGAAAAGGCUUCUGAUGAAUGAGAUUAUGACCGGUUCCGUGGAUACAAGAUCUGUAGUUUCAAAAAUGACGUUGGCUCUCUUAGAAGACAGUGGAUGGUACAAAGCCAAUUAUAGCAUGGCAGACCGUCUUGAUUGGGGUCGCAACCAAGGUACUGAAUUUGUUACCUCCCCUUGCAAUCUUUGGAAGGGAGCUUAUCAUUGCAACACAACACAAUAUUCUGGCUGUACAUAUAACAGAGAGGCAGAGGGAUACUGCCCAAUCCUAACAUAUAGUGGAGACCUACCUCAGUGGGCACAAUAUUUUCCACAAGCUAAUAAAGGUGGACAAUCCUCAUUAGCUGAUUAUUGCACCUAUUUUGUUGCGUACUCUGAUGGAUCAUGUACAGACACUAAUAGUGCACGAGCACCUGAUAGAAUGCUUGGUGAAGUCAGAGGAAGUAACUCUAGGUGUAUGGCCUCAUCAUUAGUGCGCACAGGAUUUGUACGUGGUUCUAUGACCCAGGGCAAUGGUUGUUAUCAGCACAGAUGUAUAAACAGUUCUUUAGAGGUUGCUGUGGAUGGUAUCUGGAAAGUGUGUCCUCAUGCUGGUGGAGCUAUUCUGUUCCCUGGCUUUAAUGGUGAAUUAAUCUGCCCUGCAUAUCCAGAGCUCUGUAACUCUGACCCAGUAUCUGUGUCCGGUCAAUGCCCCAAUUCAUGUAAUUUCAAUGGAGAUUGUGUCGAUGGAAGAUGCCGCUGCUUUCUUGGAUUUCAUGGACAUGAUUGCAGUAGACGUUCUUGCCCCGGCAAUUGCAAUGGUAAUGGCAUGUGCCUUUCCAAUGGGAUCUGUGAAUGUAAAACUGGCUACACCGGCAUCGACUGUUCCACUGCUGUGUGUGAUGAGCAAUGCAGCCUUCAUGGUGGGGUUUGUGAUAAUGGAGUUUGUGAAUUCCGUUGUUCUGACUAUGCCGGAUACACAUGCCAGAACAGCUCCAUGCUCCUAUCUAGUCUCUCAGUUUGCAAAAAUGUACUGGUAAAUGAUGUAUCUGGUCAGCAUUGUGCACCCAGCGAGCCUAGCAUACUGCAGCAGUUGGAAGAAGUAGUUGUUAUGCCAAAUUACCACCGAUUAUUCCCUGGGGGUGCUAGGAAGUUGUUUAAUAUAUUUGGCAGCACCUACUGUGAUGAGGCUGCUAAACGGCUUGCCUGCUGGAUCUCAAUCCAGAAGUGUGACAAGGAUGGAGACAACAGACUUCGGGUAUGCCAUUCCGCAUGCCAAUCUUAUAAUAUAGCAUGUGGAGCUUCACUUGAGUGCUCUGACCAAACCCUCUUUAGCAGUGAGGGCGAGGGGGAGGGUCAGUGCACCGGAUUUGGGGAGAUGAAAUUGUCAUGGUUUAGUCGCCUGCGAAAUGGUUUUUCUUUGAGAAAUAAUAGUUCUUUAAAAGGAAUGUCUGUAAGAUAUAGGAAGCUUUAACCUUCCACCCCUUCUUUUAGCGAUUUUGGACUGUAAUUUAAGUCCUUAGAUUUAGGAGGUUGCUUUCUCAUCCAAAAUUGUUUAGGAAAAAUUGGAUGAGAUUGCAGAUUUGGUUUUCCAAGAGGAGAGCCUUUUGUAGAGAAAAUUGAAAUUUAGGGAAAUAGAAAGUAGAGGGGAAAGAAGAAAAUUGAGAAGAAGAAAAAAAAAAAGGAAAAAGAAAAGAAGUUCAUAUGAUACGAUUGUCGCUUUGGCCGAAGGCCUUGUAAGUUGUAAGGUUAAAAAAGAAAAGUUCUGCUUCAUUCUUUUCUCCAUA